Messenger RNA from Rhododendron vialii, 2600 nucleotides. RefSeq lists its product as uncharacterized. The record is from RefSeq and is a predicted model, not a curated record. The transcript has 4 exons. NCBI's taxonomy places the organism in Eukaryota, Viridiplantae, Streptophyta, Magnoliopsida, Ericales, Ericaceae. Bases 1367 to 1819 code for a protein of 150 amino acids.
UAAAUAAAUAAUUAUUGUUUAGCACCCAGAAAUUUUAAAAAAUUAUAAUUUGGCCCCAAAUUUUUUUAAAAAUUUACAGUUUGACCCCCAAUUUUUUCAAAAAUUACAGUUUGGCCCCCAAAAUUUUAAAAAAAUUACAGUUUAGCCCCUGCCGUGUCCCCGCCGUGUCCCCAUGAAAAAUUCAAAUUAAAUUAUGGGACACGCCACGUGGCGUGUCCCAUACGUAUCCCCGCGGUGUCUCUGUGUCCGACACUGCAAUACCUCGACCUCUAGAGGUGUCGGUGCUUCAUAGCUCAGAACUGGAAUAUGCUUGACUAUAGGGGCAUGGUUCCAACUCGUCUCCCUUUCCGACACUCAAAAAGUCACUUAUAAUUAAAAAACCAUGUUUAGAGCAUGACUAUCCCCACUCCAUCCACACAAUUCUCCAGUCCAGUUAUAUCUACACUUUGUAAAACUCAUUCACGUCUUCCCAAACUCAACUUUAAAUCUAAUCUGUUAAUAGCAUAGCCUAAAAUUCAGCAGGAAGGGAAAAAUUCCGUUGCCGGGAACAUAGCCUUAUAUUCAGUUAGUAUGUCUUAACUUAAAGGUGCUUUUGAUACCUUUCUAGCGUACCAAUUUUAUAUUAGCUUAAAUAACAUGUUGAGGCAUAUGCACUAUGUAUGAAUGGAGAUCCAUCUCCAUCUGUGGAGGGUCUCCAAUAAGGGGAAUCAACAUUUGGUUUUCAUUUAGACCAUCGUUGGAGCCUUGGAGUGGAUUAGUUCUCCAUUUUCAAGUUUUGCAGAUGCGCGGUAGAGGGAGAUGCUCUAAAAUGGAAUUAACUAUUUUGCAGAAAAAACUAUCAGCGAAACUAAUUGCCUUUUCCUCCCAAAAUUUCCAAAUGUUGGUAGAUGACCUUAUUAUCGUACGAUUAGUCUAAACUGGCUGGUACUAGUAACUUUUCUUUUUUGAGAACUUACGACAUGUAAACACAUACUAUAUACACAAAUUUUCUUUUACGAAAUAAAUUCGAGUCCCUCACAUGACAUCUUGGCUUUGUACCUGACUCCUAACAUGGAAUCGAGACAUGACUGCAAAAGACUGAAAGAGGACAGUACAAGUGAUGGAAUAUGGUAGAGAAGACUUGGGAACUUCACAUAUUGAACCUGCGGUUGAAUCUAAUGUCAAUGAUGACAGUGGUUCUGUGCAAAGUGGUUGUGAACAUGUCAAACCUGAGGAAGUACAUCAAAAUUAAACUGAUAGGUUCCCUGUUAUUGACGCUGAACCAGGAAGAGAAGUAAGAGAAGAGUUUCAUGAUGAAGCGGUGAAUGUAGAUUUGUCAUUGUCACGUAAAGCUACAAAUCUGUCGACUGAUAAUCACACCGCCACGAUGCAUGAUGGUGCUAGUUUGGAACACCAACGACAGUCUUCCCUCGAGGUUGGGUCACAAUUGGGAAGCAAAACUGUGAAGGCCAAAUCAAAGUCUCUUGGCAAUGUUACUCGGGUUCAGAGAAAUGUUUCAAGUGAACUUCAUAAAGUUGAUGCAAAGAAAGCUAAGAGAAUAGAAAGAGAGAGUUCUCGGACUACAAAAUCAGAAAAGCAAUCGCCACAAACGGCUGCCCCGGCCAUAUGUUCAGUGCACAGGACUUCAAAACCAGAGGUUUCCAAAAGUUCAAAGCUAGAAGUGGUUCAUGCUAACAAAAGCAGUGGAAAGGAAAUGAAUAGCAAAAAGAUUGUUGAGCCUAAGCCUUCUGUGUCCGACAAGGUUGUUCCUAAAGCAUGGCAAACAACAAACAGGUUCUUGAGCAACGUCAUAUCAAAUGCUUUAAUAAGUAGUAGAUGAUUUGGCUGACAGCAUUUGGAGGUCUAAUGUGCAGUUACUUUUAUGCAGGCCAAAGCAGACUGAGAAUUCAGCUAAACCAGGCAUGGAACAGAGCUCUGCAUUGUACAAUCUGGAAAGAUAUCAACUAGCGGAAAGAGGCAAGGAAGCACGUUAAUAUUAUUUCAUUUAUUGGGAAAAAAAAAACAGAAGACAUAUCUAUGUAGCUUCUUUUUACACUCUUCUUUCUCAGUAUCACCAUUUCUUGUUGAGUUAAGAGAAAAAAUGCAUGCAAGUAGGCUGAGAAAUCAAAUCCAAUGCAAAGAAAUUAGUUUGGAACCACGUUUCAUGAGUGUGACUAGAUAUCAUUCAUUGAAAUUCCUCUGAAUAAACUCAUUCUGAAGGGAUUACAAAUUACUUAGAUGCCUCAGCUAGGAAAUUUUUCUUUAAAUUAGUUUAAGACUAGCUUCUAUACCAGGAGAUGCAACUGAACUGUUUUGAGUUGUUAUCCCUAUUAGAACAAAUUACAGCAAUACGAACAGUUUCCUGAUAGAUAAGAUUACCUGUUUUCUGUAAUAACAAUAUGAAGAUGCUUUGGUGAACAAAUCUGUAUCAGCAGGAAAAGGAAGCUGAGAUUAAAGAACUACGGAAAAGCCUAAAUUUCAAAGCAAACGCCCAUGCCUUCUUUCUAUCAUGCAGCUGUACAGCGUGAUUCACAUAAACAGAAGGUACAGAAACAAGCCUGUAAUGCAUACUUUUUGAAGGCUCAAUUAUCAAAACUGGAAUACAGGGUGUAGGAAUUGCU